AUUCAUUUGGCACCUGUCAAAUUUACAUGUUUUGGUUUUGAUUUUGAAAACUUUUACACGUGCAUAAAAAAGAAACUCGAAUUUUGGAAAAAAUGUCGAAUGAAGAAGAAAUGAUUGAGAGCGACACCUCAUCGGACAGCGAGGACGACGAGGGCCCCCAAGAAAAUGAAGAAAUGGAGGUAGACGACGGUGGGAAUGAAACCGGUGAAAAUCAAAGAAAAACUGAAGUUUUUUUACCGGGAAAAACCGUAGAGCAGGGCGAGGAAUUGGUGUGUGAUCCUACGGCUUAUGUGAUGUACCAUCAGGCCCAAACCAGCGCUCCGUGCCUAAGUUUCGACGUUAUUCCUGAUUCACUAGGUGAGAGUAGAGACACAUAUCCUUUGACGGCCUAUUUAGUAGCUGGUACCCAGGCACCCACAACCCACGUUAAUAACGUAAUUGUAAUGAAACUUACAAAUUUACAUAAAACAACCAAAAGUGAGGGAAAUGAGGAGGAGGAUGAUGAUGAAGACUCUGGGGAUGAAAGUGACGAAAAAAGGCCUAGAAUGCUUGCAGCACUUAUGAAACACCAGGGAUGCGUAAAUAGGAUUAGGAGUACAGUUAUAAAUGGAACAGUCCUUGCUGCAUCUUGGAGCGAACUAGGUAGGGUUAACAUUUGGAACUUGAAACCUCAAUUACAAGCCAUAGAGUCUGACCACUUAUUACAACAAUACAAUAAGGAAAACAAGCAAAAUUCUACUUCACCAUUGUUUACGUUUAGUGGUCAUAAAACUGAAGGGUUUGCUAUGGAUUGGAGUCCUACCAUGAGUGGAGUUUUAGCCACCGGGGAUUGUAGGAAAGACAUUCACAUUUGGAACUCAUCAGAGGCUUGUUCUUGGCAGGUGGAUCAGAGGCCCCUAAUUGGACACCAGGAAUCUGUAGAGGAUUUACAAUGGUCUCCAAAUGAAAGAAAUGUACUAGCCAGUUGUUCAGUAGAUAAAAGUAUCAGAAUUUGGGAUACAAGAGCCAACCCUAGUAAAGCUUGCAUGAUUACUGCCGAAAAGGCUCAUGAGAGUGACGUUAAUGUUAUAAGUUGGAACAGAAAUGAGCCCUUCAUAGUUAGUGGUGGAGAUGAUGGUUUUCUCCAUGUCUGGGACUUGAGAACGAUUCGACAGCAGGUGCCUUUGGCUACAUUUAAACACCAUACGGAACCUGUGACAACUGUUGAAUGGCAUCCGACAGACUCCGCUGUUUUUGCUUCUGGUGGCUCAGAUAAUCAAAUUGCCUUAUGGGACUUGUCUGUUGAGAAAGAUGACGAAACCAAGGAUGAAAUUGAGGUAAGUAAUUUUAUUGGAACAAUAAAAAAAAUUAAAACAACUCUUUUAUUUAAGGGUGUACCACCACAACUUUUGUUUAUUCAUCAAGGACAGGACAAUAUUAAGGAGCUUCACUGGCACAAGCAACUACCUGGUGUCGUGAUCAGUACUGCAGAGAGUGGUUUUAAUAUAUUCAGGACUAUUAGUGUGUAAAGUUUAAAUAAAUGUUGAUUUAAGUACA
Anthonomus grandis grandis is the source of this 1536-nucleotide messenger RNA. Its product is annotated as glutamate-rich WD repeat-containing protein 1. Bases 93 to 1508 code for a protein of 471 amino acids. The record is from RefSeq and is a predicted model, not a curated record. Lineage: Eukaryota; Metazoa; Arthropoda; Insecta; Coleoptera; Curculionidae. Gene Ontology annotation, molecular function: protein binding. The transcript has 4 exons.